Sorghum bicolor (sorghum) is the source of this 3369-nucleotide messenger RNA. RefSeq names its product auxin response factor 8. Lineage: Eukaryota; Viridiplantae; Streptophyta; Magnoliopsida; Poales; Poaceae. Bases 111 to 2279 code for a protein of 722 amino acids. Gene Ontology annotation, cellular component: nucleus. The record is from RefSeq and is a predicted model, not a curated record. The transcript is spliced from 3 exons. Gene Ontology annotation, biological process: regulation of DNA-templated transcription; response to hormone. Gene Ontology annotation, molecular function: DNA binding; protein binding.
UAAACCGCACUAGUAUUUGAAUUGAGUCCACCGAACACGUUCCUGAUAGCAGCAGAAGAGUGAACCAGCUCUCCUUCCUCGUGGACUAGAGAGAGAGAGAGAGCCCAGUCAUGUCUGCUGCUGCAGCCUGCGCGCCCACGCGGCGGCUCGGGACGACCAUGCUCACGUUCGCGGCGCGGCUGCCCGAAUCGCCAGAGGAGACGGAGGCCCGUCGUGGCGCCGCGGCCGAGCCCAGGGGGCGCGACGUCGACGUGCACCCGCGGCUGUGGCAGGCGUGCGCGGGCUCCAUGCGCGCCGUGCCGCCCGUCGGCGCCGCGGUCUACUACUUCCCGCAGGGCCACGCCGAGCACGCGGGCGGCGCCGCCGUGGACCUGCGCGUCCCGCCGUUCGUGCCGUGCCGCGUCGCGGCCGUCAGGCUCAUGGCGGAUCCCGACACCGACGACGUCUACGCCAGGAUACGCCUCGUCCCGCUCCGCGCCUGGGAGCCGGUGGCGGACGUGGGCGACGCCGCCCUGGUGAAGACCGACGGGAGCAGCAGGGGCGGCGCCGACGGGGACGGGGACGGCGACGCCGGCGGCGGCCAGCAGCAGCAGCCCAGGCCGCUGUCUUUCGCCAAGACGCUGACGCCGUCCGACGCCAACAACGGCGGCGGCUUCUCCGUGCCGCGCUUCUGCGCGCUGUCCAUCUUCCCGGAACUGGACUACAGCUUCUCCCCGCCCGUGCAGUUCGUCUCCGCCAGGGACGUGCACGGCGUCGAGUGGACGUUCCGCCACAUCUACCGGGGCACCCCGCGCCGGCACCUGCUCACCACAGGCUGGAGCAACUUCGUCCACAACAAGAAGCUCCAGCCCGGCGACUCCGUCGUCUUCGUGCGCGAGGAGGACGGCAAGGUCCACAUAGGCCUGCGGCGCGCCAAGCGCGUGUUCUGCCGCCGCGGCGGCGGCGGCAGCAAUGCGGGCGUCGCCGUCGCGGGUCCAUCGGAUGGCAAAGUCCCAGCGGAGGAUGUGGUCGAGGCGGCGAGGCUGGCCGCCGCCGGGCAGCCGUUCGAGGUGGUGCACUACCCGCGCGCGAGCGCGCCGGAGUUCGUCGUGCGUGCGGCCGCCGUCAAGGAGUCCAUGCAGGCCCCCUGGUGCCCCGGCCUGCGGUUCAAGAUGGCGUUCGAGACGGAGGACCUGUCGCGGAUCAGCUGGUUCAUGGGCACCAUCGCCGGUGUCGAGCCGGCCGAUCCCGCACGGUGGCCGCAGUCGCCCUGGCGACUCCUUCAGGUGACCUGGGACGAGCCUGAGCUCCUGCGGAACGUGAACCGCGUGUGCCCGUGGAGGGUCGAGCUGGUGUCGAGCAUGCCCAAGCUGCCCCGCUUCUCGCCGCCGCCGCGCAAGAAGCCGCGCACGCCGUCGUACACGGAGACUCGCUCGGAGCGCCAGCAGCUUUUCGACCCCGCCUUCCCGUUCCCGCCCACACACCCACUACCACUGGCACCACCAUCACUGGCACUCCUCCCUGCCCCAAACCACGACGGGAACCGCCACGAUUUCGUCCCGUCCUUCCCGGUCAUCCCGGACAGCAUCGCUGCUGCAGGCAUACAGGGAGCCAGGCAUCUGCAAUUCGCUCCAUUCUUUUCGGAUCUUCACCUCAGCGACCUGCAGCGAAGCCUGCUGUUCAGUGGCAUCCAGCCCGCCGAUCACCAAGCCCCUCCCGCGCCAAGGAUCGCCACCGGCUUGAAGAUCGGCAGCCCAGCACCCCGCUCUCCAUCAUCCGAGGCCAAGAACGGCGACGACGUCAAGCCACCGGUGAUAAUGCUCUUCGGACGGGAGAUACUGACCGAGGAGCAGAUGAAAAGCAACAGCUCCACCAGGAGCGGCUCCUCGAAGCCCGACUGCGACGACGAGAAAACGUCCAGCACCUCUGAUCGCUCUGGCUCCGACGUCUCCCAUGGAAGUCCUGCCAAGAAGAAUUCGCCCUCCUUGACAUUGUGGUGGUCUGGAGACAGUUCACUGUCUGCGUUUGCGCUGGAGCCCGGGCAGUGCAAGGUGUUCGUGGAGUCGGACACCCUCGGCAGGAACCUUGACCUCUCGGCGCUGAGCUCAUUCGAGGAGCUCUGCGCGCGCCUGUCCAGCUUCUUUGGCAUCAACAACGCUGAUCUGAGGAGCCACAUGGUCUACCGCACCAUCGCCGGCGAGGUGAAGCACGUCGGCGACGAGCCUUUCAGUGUGUUCGUAAAAUCCGCGCGGAGGAUCACCAUACUGACCGACGCUGGCAGCAACAACACUGGCAAAUGAUGACCGACCAAUCGAGAUCGGCUGCGAUAACUUAGGGCGCUAUACUCCUAGGAUGCACUAAGCCGGAUGCACAGCCGAGCAUGCUGCCGCUUGCAUUCAGCUUUUCUUGGAUCGGCCUUGUUUACUUCCAAAAUUUUUUGCAAAAUAGGUACUGUAGCACUUUCGUUUGUUUGUGACAAAUAUUGUCCAAUUAUGUACUAACUAGGCUCAAAAGAUUCACCUCAUCAAUUCCGACCAAACUAUGCAAUUAGUUUUUAUUUUCGUCUAUGUUUAAUACUCCAUGCAUGCGUUUAAAGAUUCGAUGUGACGGAGAAUCUGAAAAAUUUUGCAAAAUUUUUUAGGAACUAGUGCAUCCUAGGCUUAGAGUCAGGAAACUAAGCUGAUGCGGUAAUUUAGUUCAGCUAGGUUGUAUUUUUAGGGCCCUUUUGGAUUGCUGCAUUUUCCUCCUAUUUUCUACGUUUUUUCUGCAACAUAUUCUUAUGAAAUUCGUCCUAUGAGUUUUCUAUGAAAUUCUUGUCUUUCAAAGGAGCUUGAGCUUCAGCAGUACUUUUGCCAUGGUUUUCUGCCUGCAGAAUAACUUUGACUGCCGUUUCUGAUAAUGCAGACAAAGAUGUAAUCUUAAUCUUUCAUCAAACUAUAAACCUGGCCUCUGUCAUCCCGACCCGUGGAGCAGCGGAGCCAGAGAGACAGGAGCAGCAGAUGAAUCGAUUGAUGAAUGCCUGGAAUAUUUCAUUUACGUCACUGCAGGUUCUGACGGAGCUGGGGGUGCCUGGGCAGCUCCAGGCGUACUGUGCGUUCUGCUGCGUAUCCCUGCUGCAGUGCGGCCAUUUUGAUGCUCUGAUGAUGCGCUUCGGCCCAACCGGCGCCCUGUCGUUUGCCUGCCCCGGCAAAACAAUUGCGCUGCUUGCCCGUUGAUGCUCUGAAGAUGCUUUGCUGCAUGCACGAAAUGGACAUCCCAGCUAACGCGAUCAGAGCGUGUUUUCGUAUCUGAAAUCAAGCUCUUGGAAUUUCCACGGCUGACUAAUCAAUCAAUGAGUGGCAGAAGCCGCCGGUGCUAACACAAGUGUUGGUGUUCGGAAUUAACCACCAU